Messenger RNA from Brenthis ino (lesser marbled fritillary), 729 nucleotides. The record is from the annotation of a GenBank genome assembly. NCBI's taxonomy places the organism in Eukaryota, Metazoa, Arthropoda, Insecta, Lepidoptera, Nymphalidae.
AUGGGCGGCUGCAUAGGAAUAACUAGAAGCAGAAGUGGGCCCAUAGAAGAAUCGUCGGGAACCGUGUCACGGCCUAAUUCGGGUGGAUUACGGAAGAACCAGUCGCUGUGUCAUGAGACUAUACGAUGGAAAUCUGACGUGCCAUUGACUGAAGGCCAAUUAAGGAGUAAACGAGAUGAGUUCUGGGACACGGCUCCGGCUUUUGAAGGUCGUAAAGAAAUAUGGGAUGCCUUACGGGCGGCGGCGGUUGCUGCAGAAGCAAUGGAUUUUCAAUUAGCCCAGGCUAUUCUUGAUGGAGCAAGUGUGUCAGUGCCUAAUGGAUAUCUCACAGAGUGCUAUGAUGAAUGGGGGACCAGAUACCAGGUACCAAUAUACUGUCUAUCGGCACCAAUAAACAUGGUGAAGGAGGCGAGCGGCAGAGACUCGCCGGCCGAGUGCUCAGAGCCGGUGGAGGGCGGCGUGUCGCUGGCGCUGCGCCUGCGGCUGUCCACGGGCGGGCCCGACCUCGACCUGCCGGUGUGCUCGCGGCACACGAUAGCGCACUGCAAGGCGAAGUUACAUGCUCAAGAGAACAUCGAGCCGUACAGACAGCGCUGGUUCUACGGCGGCAAGCUGCUGGGCGACAAGCUGCCGGUGGAGGACGCGCGCAUCACGCCCGGCUACGUGGUGCAGGUCAUCGUGGGCGACCAUCACCCGCCGCCCUCGCCGCCCUCGCCGCCGCCGCCCAGC